AAGCAUUUGUGUUUGGUUUGCGAGGCAGCAAAGUGCGGAAGCGGACGAUACGAUGUACAACAAAUUGAGUAUAUUCUGUGGACUGGGUGUGCUGCUCAUCUCCAUAGCGAGUGGCACUGGACAGUCACUGUCCACCUCCAAUGAAACGGAGGUGACAUCCACUGCAACAGCACCAGCGGAGCCUCAGAGACUGCUGCUGGCCAUCCACUAUGAGGCUCUGUGUCCGGAUAGCGUUUACUUCAUCCGUCGAAGGCUCCACGAUGCCCUGCUGGACAACGACUGGUGGCAGUACACUGAACUGAAGCUGUACCCCUUCGGCAAGGCGGGAUUCUACAACAACACUGCCACGAAGGAAAUGCAAGUCUUUUGCCAGCACGGCUGGGAGGAAUGCGAACUGAAUGCACUUCAUGGCUGCAUUCUGGAGACACUCGAGAUUAAAGAGGCCUUCAAGCUGAUCUAUUGCAUGAUGCGGGCCUACAGCAACCAGCUGGACAAGUGCUCCAAUCACCUGGGUCUCGAUGUGAGUGCGGCCAGGAAAUGCAAGCAAACGCGCCAGACCCCAGAGAUUCUGGCGCCCUACGGCAAGGAGACUCUGAAACUGGGCCUGUCCUUUGUACCCACCAUUGUGUUUGAGAAUGUCUUCGAGCCAUACGAGCAGAGCAGCAUUCGGUACAACUUCGAGGGUCACUUCUGCAGUCAGUACGAGAGAAAGUUCAACAUCAAGCUUCCCACGUGCGUCUAGCUAAAUCCCAUUCAACUAUGAUGAAGCAUUGCAUGUUUUAUAAUGUGGUAAAACCAAUAAAUAAUAAUUACAC
Drosophila subobscura is the source of this 815-nucleotide messenger RNA. RefSeq names its product GILT-like protein 3 (gene GILT3). Bases 53 to 742 code for a protein of 229 amino acids. Gene Ontology annotation, molecular function: oxidoreductase activity, acting on a sulfur group of donors, disulfide as acceptor. The transcript has 3 exons. The record is from RefSeq and is a predicted model, not a curated record. Lineage: Eukaryota; Metazoa; Arthropoda; Insecta; Diptera; Drosophilidae.